GGGUGGGCGCACGCGGAUGACGUCACUCUGCGUCAACCCGGCCCGGGUGUCGCGCACUGACCGCGUCGCCAUGGAGCUCAGGGCGGGUGUUUCCAAACAGGGCAUUCGGGAGCAGAUCUGGGACUACAUGGAAGCACAAAAUAUAGCUGAGUUUCCCUGGCCUGUCCAUCGUAGGAUUCCCAACUUCAAGGGUGCGUCUCGGGCUGCUGAGCACUUCCCACGCUUGCAGGCAUUCAAAAUGGCCAGGACCAUUAAAGUCAACCCUGAUGCUCCCCAGAAAAACGCUCGCUUCUUCGUCCUGGACAGCAAAAAAACAUUGUUGGUUCCAACACCAAGACUGAGAACAGGGUUAUUUAAUCGGAUCACACCACCCCCUGGGGCAACUAAAGACAUCCUGAGAAAAUGUGCCACCUCUCAGGGCGUGAGGGACUACAGUGUUCCCGUGGACUUGGACGCCAGGGUCCUUGUGGACUUGGUGGUGGUAGGCUCCGUGGCUGUUUCUGAAAAAGGCUGGAGAAUUGGGAAGGGAGAAGGUUUUGCUGACCUUGAAUAUGCCAUGAUGGCGUCGAUGGGAGCAGUCAGCCAGGGGACGCCAGUGGUAACCAUCGUCCACGACUGCCAGGUCAUCGACAUACCGGAGGCGCUUCUUGAGGAUCACGACCUCACCGUGGACUAUAUUCUUACUCCAACCAGAGUCAUCGCCACGGGGUGCGAGCGCCCAAAGCCCACAGGAAUCAUAUGGUCUAAGAUCAGCUGUUCGAUGAUGGGAAGAAUCCCAAUACUCAGAAGCCUUCGCUCCCGAGAGAAGCAGGCCGGGAGAGACGUCACGCUUAAGGAUGAGCAGCCGCACCUGGAAGCCCGCAGCCAACACUCAGCUCCGCCAGGCACUGUAAGAAGACCCGGGGGCCCAGCCCAGCCGGAGGCAGGUUCCCCGAACGGGGAGGAUGUGCCUUCUGACACUGUUUAUGUGGGGAACCUCCCCCAGGACACCCGAGUGAGUGAGUUGAAGAAAGCCCUCAGAGAACGGGGCGCAGCCCCACUGCGGCUCACCUGGCAGGGCCCCCAGCACAGGGCCUUCCUCCAUUUCCUGGACCCAGCCUCGGCCCAGGAGGCCCUCUCCCGCUUACAGGGCUUACACCUGGGUGCCAACACCCUGAAGGUGGAGCUGGCCGGGCAGCAGAGGGCCAGUGACCCAGCGGGUGGCCAUGCUAGAGACCCGCACCCAGACCAUUGACUGACUGUGACAACUGGACCUCCAGAGGCCCGCAUCCUAGGAUGCAGCCCAACUGAUGCUACACGAGCUGCUUUGACAAGGUUCAUUCUUUCUAGGAAGUCACAGCCUUCAGGCCCUGCCUGGUGACCUCCUGACGAGUAGGAAAGUUAACCAGUGCACUUCCUACACUCCGGAGGCUGACUUCCCCAAGGAUUCAGUUCUCUUUGUCAUUGCCCUUAGCCCACUGGGUGGUAUAGCCAGGCUGGUCCUCUGGAGAGACAGCAGUUGGAGGGUUUAGGGGACCAAUGAGCAAUAAGCGAGUGGGAGUAAGUGGUGACAGUGUUUAGGAGAGUCUGAGGCCCCGGCAGGGACCAGACACAGGAGCACUGUGGGCAACCAGGACAUGUGCUCGUGCCCUGGGACCCUGCCUGGCACUGCUGGAGGGGAAAGCUGCAUUCAUAUCGCAGAAGCCAAGUACCUCCGCCUCCUGGGUACAAACCACUUGUCUCAACUCAGUCCUGGUGUCGGAAAUGGAGAGCUGGUGCGACCUGGACCCUUGGUUGUGUGGGCUCUCCUGCUCUCCUCUGUUCUCUCCUUACCUUUCUAGCCCUUCUCCUCCCCCUUGGCUUCGCUCUGCCCUCUGUCAGUGCCGGCCACACCCCUUCCCUCCCCCCUGCACACAGCAGGAAGCGGCUCACAGGAGACAGUGGCUUUGGAAAGUGAGCCAUCCAGGCCUGGGUCACAGGCAGUCCCCCAGGUGCGCUCACACUCCCAUUAGCCCAAGGCCUGUGUUUUCGAGUUUUUUCCUCUAGUACCUUGUUCCUAAAAAGGAAGCUGGAUUUUGGCUGAACUAUGCUUUCCAAACAGAAGCACUUUUGCAAUUGAUCCUGGGCACAACGUCAAAAUAAGCAUUUAAGUGGAGGUUUUAUUUUUUCCAAUGUACACGCAUUGGAAAUUUUAUUUUUUCACCAGAGGGUCUUACUGUGUAUUUUAAGUACAUUAUUAUGCCUCAAGAGGCCAGGCCUUGCAUGAACUUUCAAGAAAAUAUUCUUAAGGUACUCAAUCACCCUUGGAAAAAGCAUUUUCUUUUUGGUUUUACAAUGAAAAUACUGUGGAGACUUCAGAAAGAAAAUCUACCCAAAUAGAUAUCCAAAUAGACAUUUCUUUAGCAAAAUGGGACAAUAAGAAACAACAAAGAAUUGUAAUUCGGGCAAACCAUGUGAAAGUCUUGAGAAACAAAGGAGAGGAAUGCUCUUUUAUGGACUUGGGAGGAGCUGUUGUAAACGAAGAGCCCAUUGGAGGAAACAUAACGAUGGAAGUGUAGUGACUUUUCGUUGGCUGAGUUAUGGAAGCUUCCCAUUGGCUGAGCUGUUACUAGGCCAAAAGGAAUCCUUUCUUCCUCCUGCUGAGGCAGCAAGUAGACUCAUGUCCUGUCAGAGAAACGGGGUUCGUCCUUCCUGUUGAAGUCAGUAGUGUGCAUAGAGUGACACGUGUGAAAGACCUUCCUUGCAGCUUCUGGACUCCACUUUCAACGAGGUUUCUGUUUAUUCAUUUUCACCAUCCUUAGAUUUGUUCAUUAAAUGCAGACUCCUUUUCCAAGUUGUCAUGAAUAAAAGAGUAGACAAAUAUCUUAAAAUUGACCAGGACCUUCCCUGCCUUGGGACCUCGGGGCUUCUUCUGUCUUGGCCUGAAUGUCCACCUCAUCUGCAGGACUGGCUUUGUUUUGUCACUGGGCGUUCAGCGGGGAUGUCAGAGGCCAACUCUGGCCACCCAAACCAGAGCAGCGAGCUGAUCAUCUUACCUGCUCACUCUGUUGCCUUUUGUGUAGCUUUUCUCUUUUUCCUGAACACCUCUUGUAUUCGGCAUGCUCUUGUUUGUUUUUUGUUGACGUUUUCACUGUUGACUAGCACUUCAGAACAGGAAAUGUGUCACUGCCUAUCUUUUUCACUCCUGUGUACCCCAGCUGUGAGCAAGCCCUGGCAAAUACAUAGCAGCUCCGGAAACGAAUAUGUGAAUGGAUUCAUCCAAGCCCAGAGAGGGAAAGGAGAGCGUGAUGAUGCCACCUGAGGCCCUGUGUCCAGUUGUGCCUACACCAGCCCGCUGUGGACUGUGACACCCAUCAAUAGUGAUCCCUCUUGGUUAAACCAGGUCACUUGGGUAUUCAGUCACUUGCAGUCAGAAUAAUCCAGAUGUAUUGAUAUACUGAUCAUCUGAAUGAGUAUUAUCAUGUUUAUAUUUGUGGGAAAGUAAUAUAAGGAAAACUAAAGACCACGUGUCUGAAAUAUAAGUCCCCCAAAUGUACCAGCCUAGGCCCACCUUUCAUCCCUCCAUCCUGCCUCGGGCAGACCUGGGCAGGCUUCAUCAGAGCCACGAGGAAGAGCACUCAGAUUGCAGGGCAAAUGCUGAGGGACCCAGCUUUUUCUUCCCAAGAUUCGAGUACUUGUCCAAAUCAGAAUUAUAUAAUUUACAUGAUGAUAAUGAGGUUAAAGAACGGAAAAUGACCACUUGACAACGUGCUGAGAAAUACAGACAUCUUUUAAGUGGAGCUGUCUUGGCUUGUGGGUCCCAUCCUGUAUUUUUCUAAAUGGUGGUGUGCUUUGCCAGUGGAUUUGCCUCGGGCCAAAGCUGCAGUGGCACAGUUUCCAGAAACUCAUCAUGAGUGCUGGCCUCUGGGAGCCCAGUAGUGCAAGUUUCAAUAUUAUAAAGUUCUUAUUUCUUCAUGUAUUAAGAUAUUCUAUAUUUGACAAUCAAAAUCCCAAAGGAUGUUUUCAUCGAACUUGAUAAGGCCAAUGUCAAAACCUACUCUAAAGCGUCAGUGCUGAAAGCAGUAUGGUUCUGGCAAAUCAGCGCAUCAAUGGAACAUAACACCUCCGAGCAGGUGGGAUUCUAGAAUAUAUUACUAAGUAAUCUCAAAGCUGGGAAGGACUUGCUUCUUAAGAAAUGGGAUGAGAGCUACUAGCUGUUGUUUUGAAGGGUGAAUAGAGCAACUUGGAUUUCAUACCAUACAUAAAAUUAAAUUCCAGGCUAAUUUAAUAGACA
Messenger RNA from Pipistrellus kuhlii (Kuhl's pipistrelle), 4252 nucleotides. It is a transcript of the gene MTHFSD, whose product is annotated as methenyltetrahydrofolate synthetase domain containing. The record is from RefSeq and is a predicted model, not a curated record. Gene Ontology annotation, cellular component: cytoplasm. NCBI's taxonomy places the organism in Eukaryota, Metazoa, Chordata, Mammalia, Chiroptera, Vespertilionidae. The transcript is spliced from 8 exons. The coding region runs from base 17 to 1234 and encodes 405 amino acids. Gene Ontology annotation, molecular function: RNA binding.